Postia placenta MAD-698-R-SB12 is the source of this 1161-nucleotide messenger RNA. RefSeq lists its product as hypothetical. Gene Ontology annotation, biological process: autophagosome assembly. The transcript is spliced from 8 exons. Lineage: Eukaryota; Fungi; Basidiomycota; Agaricomycetes; Polyporales; Adustoporiaceae. Bases 1 to 1161 code for a protein of 386 amino acids. Gene Ontology annotation, cellular component: phagophore assembly site. The record is from RefSeq and is a predicted model, not a curated record.
AUGGAAACAAAUCAGCCCCGAAUCCGUGUCGUUGUACGGCUGCCCUAUGACCGCACCGAGGAGUCCCUCCCAGACCCACCUGUAGUAGAAUGGAAUCAAGAGAAAGAGAGUCUGCUUUGGUCAGUUAUUACACUGUCCCGCGAGCGUGGCACAGACGCAGACUGGAGAAGUCUCGCUACGCAUCUCAGCGUGCCCCUUCCGUAUCUGCUCUACCGUGCACAGACCCGCUAUGAGGAAGGCAUCCGCGGUCUCCAGGGCAUCCGUGGCGCACUGUCUCCUCCAGCGCCCAGUACCAAUACUACUGCGUUUCCCUCACAUCCUGCUACCAGCCCUACAUCGGCGCAUCCGCCACACACGAAUGAAUACUUCCCUCGGCUGUCUGAGGUAGCUGCGCGCCGGCUGUCUAAUUCACCCGCAUCUCCUAACCGCCCGCUCGGCGUUCGUGCGCGUCUCAGCUCAUUGGGACAGAGUCAGCGGACGAGGCGACAAGCCGCGGGACGCCUCCUCGUCCACUGUCACCCACGUCAUCGCAUGCAGCGGGACGACGAAGACAGCGAGGACAGCGAUGAAGAUGAAGAUGCGAAGCGGGAAGAGGAGGAGGAUCAACGGGCGGAACAGCAACAAACGCUGGAACGCAAGCUGCGCGAGUUGGAACUGAUGAUGUCGAAGGAUGCUCUAGGGCUUGUCGCCUCUCCCAAGAAGGAGAACCUAUCUCAACUGAGACGGGGACGACCGCGACCCCUUUCAACGUCCACCGCUUCGCUUUCUAGUGCUCAUCCCAGCACGUCUCGGAGUCAACAGAGCCUAUCCAGUCUCAGUUCACGCUCUCCGCAUGGUUCCAUCCCGUCGAUACCCUCGUCUCCUCCACAUACUCAACACGUGCAUCAUUGGCGUUCGCAUCCAGAUUCUCGCACGCAACAGCCUCAUGCCCGCGAGGAGUCAGAAUCGUCUGGGCGAUCCUCGCCGCGCCAUGCUUCUCCGAUUUCACGGCACUUUAGCCCAUCUGGGAAGACAGGAAGUCCAGGCAGUGAGGCAUCCAGCUUCAGCGACUUGAGUGACGCAAGCGUCUCAGCUUCCGCUCUGGCGAGCGCCUUGGAAUCGAAUGUCAGAGCUGGAGGAUCGCGAUUGUGUGUGACAGCCUUCAUCGUUUACUCGCAGUAA